ACCGGGUCCGGAUAGUGGAUACCGGACUACCGGGAGUACCGGGCCGCAGUUGGCCGGCGUGGCUCAUGAUAGAUGGGUAGUUUAUAUUAUUCGCUCGCUCGUAGUGCUUUCGCACGUUGAGCUUUGAUUCACAUCCGUAUGCCUACUAUUCGAGCGUGUUCAGUAUUCAGUUGCGCGUAAAGUGUCUCGUGUUUCGUUAAAACCGCAUCUUGCGACAAUCUGAAUAUAUAAUCUGACACGUCGCUGUAAUCGGCGCACACGCACACUUACUUUGCAGAAUUGUGGCAAGAGCUAUGACGAGAAAUCGAUGACGACCUGUCAUACAUGAAGCGUCUUUAUGACAUUUCGCUUAAUAUCUUUCUCGAGACGACGAUAGAAAUUUGACGGGUGAAUCAUGUCAUCGUCAAGAUCCAGACGACCUAGCGUAUCGAUAUAUGAUUAUCCGGAACAUCUGAAUCCGUUCAACGAUGACACGACGUAUUCUCAACCACAAGUGCAUCGCGAUGGUAAAUCGUCGAAAGACUCCAAACACAAGUUCUGGACGUUUGGCAGAAGCCGAAAGAAAAGAUCGAACAGUUUCUCGAUCAAAUCAACUUGGAAUGGAUUGUUCGGAAAGCGCAAAGAAACUCCAGAAUCGAUGGAAAAAAGGUCGACUAUUACAACAGUCUCGACUACGUAUAAGAGAGAGCCUUACGAUAGACCGACAGCACCUCCACGAUUGUCUAAGGAUCAGCAGGAAUUUGAUGAAGCCUUGGGCACUUUGACGAGAAGAAGGAAGUACACUUACGACAAUAAUAUCUCGAGACAUAGCUCGAAUUUAACGGUAAACGGGGAUCCUGCUAGGACUUACGAUGGAAAUCCUCAAAUUACCACAGUGUCUAUUAUGAACGUCGAUCUCACUCCGAAACCACCAGCCAGAAGAUUUGGACAAGUGAGCCCAAGACCGACGGACAAAAUACCACCUUUAGAUUUCGAGGACAAGCAAUCUAAACAAAAUGGUAGUAUUAGUUGUCACGACCAACCGGAAGAGGUCCCGAUUCCACCAAUGCGAAGAUUCGGCAAUAGAUCAUCACAAAGAUUGAAUGGAGUCACAUCGGAUAUAGAGGAAGAUUCGACUAAUCGAUCCGGUAAUAUUAGCCUGAGAGAUGAAAACGAAAAUGUUCCCGAAGAUUACGUUUUUAAGAGAUUUAAUCAAGAAACUGUGAGAAGAUCGAAUUUGUCCAUUAAUAGUUGUACAUCCAUUACCAGUACGACAAGCACGUACGGGCGCAAGAAACGAAGAGCACCGCAACCGCCGAAACAGAAGGAACAAUUGGAUACCUCUCUGGAAAUAAAUAAUUGGUCUAUAGUGGAAGUGAAUAAAACAGAACCUAUACCAGAAAUGACAAAACUUGAACUCCAAAUAACCGAACCGAUCGAUAUCACCAAGGUCACAGAAAACAUCAAUGAGAUGAAAAAUACUUAUGAAGAAUUGAGCGAGACAUCGCCGCGGAAAGAAAGUGAGCAGACUGCAAAGGACGUGUCGUUUGACAAAGUUAUGAGAAAUAUCGGUAAGAAUGAAACGUGUGACAUUUCUAAGGAUUACGAGUCUAGCGAAAAAGAAAAAAAGAAUUCUUUAGAAGACAAAAUAACAUUUAACUGUGAUGAAAAAUCAAAGAAUACUGAAUCCGAAGCAAAAAUUAAUAAGAAAUUAAAUAAGGAGCAAUCAAAUAUCAUUGCUAAAGAUUUUAUUGAAAAAGAUCCUAUAGAAAUAGAAUAUAGAAGAACAUCUCAAGAAAAGAUCGAAAUUAUCAAGGACAUCGAUCAAGAAUCUGACGAAGUUUGUCUGAGAGAAAAAGGUUCGUUAUUGCAAAGUGAUAGUUUUUCCGUGAAGGAAGAAAUAGAAAAGAUUGAAAGACAGAUCAAGACAUUGGAAAGCAAAAACGCAUAUAAAGAACAAGAAGAUAUCGAUAACGUGAAUCACGAUGAUCCGAUAACAAACACCAGAUUAUCUAUCCAGGCGAAUCGUCGACACUUUUUUGAAAAUAUGGUAGACGGGCCAUCUGGUCCGAUUAAGUUAGAAUUCAAGAAAUUGCCACGUGAGCAGAAGGACAUUGAUGUGAUUAGAUUAAUGGAUUCCCCAAUACCAGCGUCUCGUGACACGGUGAAGGUGAUCGAAUUACACAUUUCCGAACCAAUCAGACACAAACCUGAACUGUUGGAUGAGGUAAAUCCAAUACCGAAACCCAGGAGACAUAGUGCGCUUAGUUUAAGAGACACAUCUGAAUCUAGAUCAAAGGAUGAAAAUAGGAACUUACACGACAAUGAUAAAAGAGGACAGUCCUUUUAAAAUUUUAAAGCUUUGUUCAUAUUUUUAGACUUUCCAAUAAAAUUCUAUUAUUUUCAUGAUUUUUUACAUGUAUUGAGAGGAUAAUUAUGUAACUGUAAUUUCGAAAAUUUAUGUUUACAGAUAAACUUAUUCAAAGACUGUUACAUUCUAUAUUGUCUUUUUUUAUUAAAUCGCAACUAUUUCAUACUAAUGCAUAUUGAAUAUAUUUUUCUGCAAAAAAUUUAUUGCAGAGAAAACUAGAAUUUUUAUGUUACGAUUAUGUUAUGAAUGUUAAUUAUACAUUAUUUUUACUUCUGAUAUAUUUACUGUAACACUUAGUUAUUAUUUUCAUUAUUUAUUGAUGCGAAAUAAAGCCUAAACAUCGUAGAAAUAUGUGAUAAAGUACAUAAUCCUACUCCAAAUCUAUUAAAAACUUAAAAAUUAAAAUUAAAAAAGUGUAGGAAACAGGAAGUGAUAACAGCGUACUUCUCUUGCUUUUCAAAAGUAUUUUACAAGUUAUUUAUUGUAGAAAUAUUUUCAUUCAUAAUGUCUGUAAUUCGAAACAAAACAAUUGUCGAAUAAAAACAAUUGUUUCAUAA
Monomorium pharaonis (pharaoh ant) is the source of this 2907-nucleotide messenger RNA. RefSeq lists its product as uncharacterized. The record is from RefSeq and is a predicted model, not a curated record. Lineage: Eukaryota; Metazoa; Arthropoda; Insecta; Hymenoptera; Formicidae. The coding region runs from base 395 to 2329 and encodes 644 amino acids. The transcript has 7 exons.